Messenger RNA from Acaulospora morrowiae, 1170 nucleotides. Lineage: Eukaryota; Fungi; Glomeromycota; Glomeromycetes; Diversisporales; Acaulosporaceae. The record is from the annotation of a GenBank genome assembly.
AUGAACGAGAGUAAACUAUUAUUGUUAAUGUGCAUUGCAUUAUGUUCAUCAUUCUUGGGACUUUUGGUGUUUGUGGAAAUAGAACAAUGGUCACAAUACAAAGAAUAUGAUGAUGUGCCUGUGAUAGAAAUACCUUCACCUCCGGUUGAUGAACCGAAAGUAAACAUUCCCUAUGAUACAGCUUCUCUAAUCGCUUCGGCCGUAUCCGCCAUGACAAAAUCUUUAGUGGUGACCUAUUAUGAUUACUUAGGACGCGAUCAAGCGGAUGUACGGGUAUAUGAACAACUCGAUUUUAAUGCUUUUUACAAAUCACGUCUGGUUGGUGGUCCAGUGGCGACUCACGUCGAGAACAACUCGUCUUCCAUCCCAUCUUCACCGUACGAGGUCAUCGUGCAUACCUUGACAAACCAAGAACUUCUCAUAACAGAAAUAAACACCAGAAGCACCGUGUAUGAACUAAAGAGGAAAAUUCGAGACGCCAAAGGUGUUGCACUUCGUCUUCAACAACUUAUAUUCAAUGGUCGAAAAUUGUUAAAUGAUGAGUGCCUUGGAUCAUAUGACAUUAAAGCAGGCAGCAUAAUAUAUUUGGAAAUUCAUUCACAAGACGAUUUUGAGACCAUUAAAUUCAUCAACGCGGACUUCACGAACUUUGAAAGACAUAUUUAUUUCAACAAGGAGUUUCGUAGUAAUGGUUUGACCGUCAUGCGAGAUAAGGUUAAUAAAGAGCUCUGCGGAUGGAGAAAGAUCUCACUGGAAUUGCCUCACGCGCAAAAUGACUCAGACAUUAUCGAUAAUCUUAAUGAAGGACAAGAAGUUGAAAUUCAUGAUAGCAAAGGAAAAAGAAAAUGGAAAAUCUCGUAUCACGGAACGGAAAAUUUUCAUCACCAUUCGAUCGCAGAUGACGGAUACUUGGCGAGUAGAAAAUAUCGAUUUAACUUUGACCAAGGAAUUUACACCACGCCUGAUAUUAAAGUUGCUUCUUCUUACGCAAAAAUAUUUACACAUAACGGCGCCAAAUUUCAAAUAUUAUUUCAGAAUUUGGUGGACUCUGAAACUCUAGUAGAAUCCAAGAUACACAAUAACAAAUACUGGAUUUCACCAAGCGAAAAUGAUGUCACACUAUAUGGUAUUCUAAUAAGAAAAGUUGACGCAUGUAGACUGUUGAGAUGA